AUGCCGAAGAAUAAGGGAAAGGGUGGCAAGAACCGACGCAGAGGAAAGAACGAGAACGACAAUGAAAAGCGCGAACUCACAUUUAAGGAGGAGGGCCAAGAAUAUGCGCAGGUCGUAAAAAUGCUCGGGAACGGCAGACUUGAGGCCAUGUGCUUCGAUGGCGUCAAGCGACUCGGACUUAUCCGUGGCAAGCUCCGGAAAAAGAUCUGGAUCAACAACGGCGACAUCAUCCUGGUCUCGCUGCGUGAGUACCAAGACAACAAGGGCGACGUUAUCCUCAAGUACUCGGCCGAUGAAGCCCGUUCACUAAAGGCCUACGGUGAACUCCCCGACCACGCCAAGAUCAACGAAACAGACACCUUCGGGCCCAACGAGGAUGGCGAUUGCGGUUUUGAGUUCGACGAAGACCGCGACAGCGAAGCUGAGGAGGACGGAGCUGCCGACGGGAAGAAGGAGAUUUCGAUCGACGACAUCUAA
Messenger RNA from Chaetomium strumarium, 477 nucleotides. RefSeq lists its product as uncharacterized. Gene Ontology annotation, biological process: translational initiation. Lineage: Eukaryota; Fungi; Ascomycota; Sordariomycetes; Sordariales; Chaetomiaceae. The record is from RefSeq and is a predicted model, not a curated record. Gene Ontology annotation, molecular function: translation initiation factor activity; RNA binding. The transcript is spliced from 4 exons. Bases 1 to 477 code for a protein of 158 amino acids. Gene Ontology annotation, cellular component: cytoplasm.